Molecule: messenger RNA, 4651 nt
Organism: Acipenser ruthenus (sterlet)
Lineage: Eukaryota; Metazoa; Chordata; Actinopteri; Acipenseriformes; Acipenseridae
Product: myelin protein P0
Exons: 6
Coding region: 143-814 (223 amino acids)
Biological process (GO): myelination
Cellular component (GO): membrane
Source: RefSeq, a predicted model, not a curated record
UCAGUCUCUCUCUCUCUCUCUCACUCUCACUCUCCAGCUGUCUGUCUGUCUGUCUGUUUCCCCCGUCUCUCAGAGACGACUGGUGCACGUUUGGAGUGAAGAAAGUUUUCUCUUGCUGGUGGAGCGUCCUUUUUCUGCAGAGAUGUUGAGCUUCAUAGCCCUGGCUUCAAUUAUUCUUUCUAGUCUAGCUCCUCAAUCGGAAGCUAUCUGGGUUUACACCGGCUGGGAGAGACACGCUCUGGUGGGGUCGGAGGUCAGGCUGUCCUGUUCCUUCUUUUCGUGGCGCUGGCUGUCCGAUGACGUCACCUUCUCCUGGAGCUACAAGCCCGACAACGCCCGCUCCAGCAUUUCGAUUUUCCAUUAUGCUGGGGGCCAGCCCUACGUAGAUAACAAGGGACCAUUCAGAGACCGCUUGGAGUUUGUCGGUAACCCCCAGAAACGGGACGGGUCCAUCUUGAUCCGAAACCUGGACUACAACGACAACGGAACCUUCACCUGCGACGCCAAGAACCCCCCUGACAUCGUGGGGCGACCCUCAAGUGUCAAACUCCUGGUGUUUGACAAGGUGCCCGUCCGUGCCGGCGUAAUAACGGGAGCUAUCAUUGGUUCAGUGCUGGGUCUUGUCAUCUUGAUUGUGGCUAUUUACUUCCUGAUGAGAUUCCUGGUCGCGAGGAGAGUCUUGAACCUGAGUGUGAGCAAGAUAGAAAAGGGGAAGAAAGUCAAAGGGAAAGAGGGAUCUCAACAGAGACAGAUGUGGUCUCUGUUCUCUCCUCGAGGGCCCGGUCCUGUACGCCACCCUCGACCAGUCCAGUAAACUGAAAGCCGCCGGGUCGGAGAAGAAGAAAUCGGGAGACUCCAAGAAAGAUAAGAAAUAGGAUACGGAGAGCAGAGAGCUAGAUUCAGCCCAAGCAGACCAGCCCCAAACCACCGCCACCGCCGAACCCAAGAAAAAAGAGACCAAACGAGAGAGGAAGGAGAGGGAGAAGAAGGAGAGGGAAGGGGAGGAGAGGGGGACGCCCAAGAGAGAGAGAGUCGUCAUGACUAUUGAAAUGGAACUGAAGAAAGACGGGGAGAGAGGAGAGGAAGACACCGCCGGGGUCCCCAAAAAGUCUCCCAGCUUUCUCGAACAGCUCUCCAGCAAACUGAGCCCGUCGAAAAAUAACGGAUGAUGGGAAUACGCGUGAAAAAAAGGAAAUGGGUCUAAUUGCGGGAAGUCACAAAGUAAACGUCCAGCUUUUUUAUUAUUAUUACAUGUUUUUUUUUUUUUUCUCGGAAAAGCAGAUUCUUAGAUUGUAAUUCUGAAGCGUUUAUUUAACUAGGAUAGGAUCCCUUUGAGAGACGCAUCUCGUUUAUUCAAGGGGACCCUGAUAAAAUACAGCUCGUUUAUUUAUAUAUUCCUGUAACUUUCUUAAAAAGCAAAGACCAAGUUUGGUAUUUUUUUAGAGGAUUAAGAUCCUUAAUUUUUAACUCUAUAUACUAUCUGUGACUGUUUUUAUUUAGUAAGAGUAUAAAGGGUGUAAGAAUUCACGGUUGAAGAAUGCGUAAAAAAAAUAAUUACAAAAGUGUUUCGUAAUAUUAAGGGAAAUAUAAUAAGGAAGGCGUGAGUUUGGGUUUAUUUAUAAUCUCCUGAUUGGUUACUAGGUGACGUAAUGGGGCGGGGGCGGGGUAAGAGGAGGGUCCUCAUUCCUGUCGAACUCAAGUCGUAAAAUUCUCCACCAAAUGUCCUCAAAAAAAAUCCUACCUGAUUUAUUAUAAUGAUAUAAGCGACACGACCAGAACUAAAGUCGUAAACGUUUACAACCGAGCUGAAGUCGUAAACAUUUACAACCGCAAUCCAUUUGGUUUAUUGUAAACCGUUAAAAAAAAAACUCUCCAUUGAGUUAAAACGCAUUUAUAAAUACAGUCGUCCAACGUUUAAAAAAAUAAAAAUCAUUAAUAACAUUUGGGUUCGUUUUAAACUAUGGUGCUAUCCCUUACAUAAAUCAUAUCGGGGAAUGAAAAAUACCUCACUUUCCAUGCUCAUGUGCUGGCUUAACUAUCUGUGCAUCGAUCUAAAGAAUUCAGAAAUAUUCAUUGAAUGUGUAGAAACAGGAAACUCAAGCAUACUUCAGUCCAGUUAUAUAUAUAUAUAUAUAUAUAUAUAUAUAUAUAUAUAUAUAUAUAUAUAUAUAUAUAAUCAACUGAAUUGCUGUGGGGUAUAGAGGUAGGACAGUAGUUCAGUUAUAGACUCACAGCAUCUGUACACCAUCUGCACAGGACGCCUAGUCUUAGAAUGAUGACGCUAUAGAUCAAUAGAAGAACCCAGGAUUUAUAAUGCUUAAAUCCACAAUACACAUCUCUGAAUAUGCCUUAAUUGUUUUGGCACUAUCUAUCUAUCUAUCUAUCUAUCUAUCUAUCUAUGGUCUAUCUUGGUGUUGUCAGUUCUGAAUUAUUUCGUUCUUUCUCUCCCUCCUUUCUUUCUUUCUUUCUUUCUUUCUUUCUUUCUUUCUUUCUGCUCGGCAAUAUAAUUCUAAUGUAUCUAGUUAUUAAUAAAAAAAGUACAAUUCUUGGUCUUGGUUUUGAAACGAAGUUCCGGUUUAACAGUCAGCUGAUUCCAUGACGUCAAAAGAUUCCAGCUUUUAUAACGGCACUUCCUGUUUGUUGGAACAUUGGGGGCGUUUUAAAAAGAACUGUUUUCAGAUGAACAGCAUAAACGGUUUUGACGUCAUCGGAACCCAAUGAAACAAAACGAGUGUGUGGCUCAACAGCAAAAUCAGCUGUAAUUGUAAUAUAAUUACUGGCUGAGUCAAUAUAUUUAAUUCUCAAAGCGAUAUAUUUGUUAUUUAAAACCGGUAGCAAGGUCUAUUGUCAAUGCCUAAGAUCUAUUGCAGCCGAUAUGGCGAAACCUUCAUAGAACAGCACUCUAGUAUACAAAAUCCUAUCUCAGUAAAAAUCGGACUUUAUUCUUUCAAUUAGACCCUUUGAAUCAUAUCACUCCAGUACAGUCAUUGUAAUCAAUGUCUAUUAUAAAUACAGCUUUGAUCAAUUACAAUAUAUUUAACCGACUGCAAUAUCUAAACCAUUUCUAUCCAGAUUUGAUACAGUUAUAAUAAUAAUAAGCAUCUUUUUUUUUUAAAUGACUGAAAGCUAAAAUGAAGUCAAGAUUUUUUUAAAAAAGAAAGAUGCACGAGAAAGAAAAAAACAUGUUGAAAAAAAAAGACGUUGGCGUUUACUAUGGACUUAAAUACCAAAUAAAAUACAAUUUAAAAACAAAGACGAUUUGAUUACCCAAAUACAUUAUUUCUAUGAUAUUUGCAACGCAUUGGGUGCUCGUCUCACACAGAGAAACUAGUUGAGGAAUUGUCUACCCCCUCCCCUCCCUCCCCUCUCUCCCCCCUCCCCUCUCCCCUCCCCCCUCCCCCCCGUUAUAUUUUUGCAGUUUUUCUUACUGAAGAAUAACGCGGUCUUCCUCUUAGUACUGAAUGUGUCUGAACGAAACAUAAGGAUUUAUCAACUGUCAAAGCACUGCAUUGCAAAUAUCAUACAUAACCAAGGGGAAUGGUAAACGCAUUGGACUGGUAUUUGAAGGUGACCAGUUUCUAAAAAGCGAAAUUAUUUGAAGAAAAUAAAAAGGUCUGUUAGCUCUCUGCUACUGUGUAGAACUAUUUUGUUUUUUAAAUUAAAUAUUGUACUUAAAAAGACGGAAAUGUAUAGUCUGUAUAUUUUUUUUUGUUUUGUUUUUUUUGAAAGACGGAUGACCGUGAAAUGUUUCGUCUCUGAUUCACGCACCAGUUUUUCUUAGGAAAAAAAGAGAGGCCAAAUGAUAAAUAUAUAGCACUGGCCAGAAGUUUUGCAUCACCUAGAAUUUUACGAUUGCGACAUCUAUCUAUCUAUCUAUCUAUCUAUCUAUCUAUCUAUCUGUAUAUAUAUAUAUAUAUAUAUAUAUAUAUAAUUUAGAUAUUUGAUUUAACAUCAUGUAAUCAAAGACACUACAGAAUGAUAUAGAUUAAAAAGUCUAACGGAAGAUAUAUAAGCCUACAGUAAUAUUUCAUGUUAGAUUUUGAAAUGUCACAUUUUUCAAUGUGUCGGUUUUGAUGGAAAACCUACAAAGGAAUGUAAUUCAAUAUUUUGACGUAACAUUUCUCAGCAGGUUUCAUUGGAGUUUAUGAAGCAGAAUUAGUUCAAUUCUAUAGGGCGAUGAUGCAAAACUUUUUGGCCGUAGCUGUGUACGAUGGCUUUCUAAACUCUGUGUGUGAAUCAUCGGUCAAUUAAAAAAAGGAAAAAAAAAAUAGUUUCAAGGUCAUCCGGCGUUGAGAUAAUAAAUAAACAUCUUGGAAGUCUCCAGACUCUGGAGAACUGGGCUGGAAUUAAAUACACGUUAGAACAGCAUUGUAGACAUUGAAAGUAUUAGUGAGUCGACGCCAUGAACGUUAGUUUGAUUCCAGCCCUGACUUUAUCAGUGUGUCCGUCGCUGAAGUUUAAGAUCUAUCCAGUCUUAUCAAAUAAACUGUCAUUAAUUUGUCGUUGCUCCUUUAGUUUUAGAAGCAUGACUAACCUGUAUUCCUGUCCGCUGUCUUUAUGUUGUUAAAUAAAUAAAUAAAUAAAUAAGAGCAAAAACAACUCAUUUAAUACAUAAAAAAUGGAAUCAAAUAAAGUAAAUAUCUUCAAAGUA